AUGGCUUCUGUUGUUCUCAAUUCACUAGCUGAAACAACAGUUCAGAUCCUAGACGAUGAUGAAUACCCUCUCUCCGUCAAUGGAAAACAGCAGAUUCGCAGGCUUCAAGAAAAAAUACCUUCCAUGGGAAAAUUUCUACGUAUGUAUCAGGGAGAUGGCAGCGGGUUGGAAAGGAGAAUUAGGGAUGCAGCUAAUGAAGCCGAAGAUGUUAUCGAGCAUCUGAUGCACGAGCAUAUCCGAUCAACUGCUGCAGGACUAGCCACCGAUAUUCAAUAUGAUUUAGGUGAGCUGAAUAUGGUGAUGGAUGAAUUUGACUCCAUUGCUGAAGAGGUGGAUGAGCUCAUCCAACAAAACAGAGUGAAGCCGCCAACGCCCACAGUUGUAGAUAGGAUGCUUACACCUGCUGUCGAUGGCUUCCCUGUUGGUCUUGAGGAGCAGGUGGACAAAUUAAGAGUUUUUCUCUUGGAAUACCAAGAAUAUAUUCAAGUCAUGGCAAUCACGGGGAUGGGUGGUAUUGGAAAGACAACUCUUGCGAGAGCUGUUUUUGAAGAUGAGCAAGUUGUCAACCACUUUCCAGUUCGGGCCUGGAUCCAUGUGUCUCAGAAUUAUGAAAUCCAGAAUGUCUAUGAAGAGCUCUUAUUUUCCUUGGAGAAACAAGUCGAAAAAGGACUUGUGAAUGAUUGUGACACAACAGAACAUAAAAUAAACCAAAUCUUGAUUAAGAACAUGCACCUGAUCGUGGUGGAUGAUCUAUGGAGUUAUCAAGCUUGGCAAGCCAUAAGGAAGGUAUUUCCCGUGACAGAAAACGACUUAGGGGAUCGGAUUCUGAUAACCACAAGGGAUGAAUAUGCGGUUCCUUCUCCAUCUGAUUCGGUGAAGAUGGAUGUCAUGGAUGAGAAUUUAAGCUGGUGUCUGCUGAAGCAAAAGGUGUUUGGUAGCAGGGAAUGUCCAUCUGAUUUGGAGAAGAUCGGAAAGGAUAUUGCAAAAGCUUGUAAGGGGCUGCCCCUUGCAAUUGUGAUAGCUGCUCGUAUAUUGUCUCAAAGAGUUCAGACUCAAUCCUCAUGGGAGGAACUUGCACAAAACAUACGUACACUUAUUGUGGAAGACGAGCAGUUUCAAGAGAUAAUGUUAUUGAGUUAUACCAACUUGCCUCAUUAUUUGAGGUCUAGUUUCUUAUACAUGUGUGGCUUCCCUGACGAUUAUGAAAUUCGAGUCUCCGUGCUUGUCAAGUUAUGGAUGGCUGAAGGAUUUGUGAAAAAUCAAAGGGAUGCUGAAUAUAUUGUGAAUGAGAUCGUGAGCAAAAAUUUGGCUUCGAUCACGACCAUCAAGUACAAUGGCGAUAUCAAAAGUUGCAGUGUCCAUGAUUUGGUAAGUGACUUGUACAAGAUCAAGGCAAUAGAUGAGAAUUGCGAGCGACGAAUUAGUAAUUCUCAUCUUGAUCUGAGGGAGGUUGCAAGAGCGUAUGCCUCGACCAUGCGCUCUGUUAUAAGUUUCCAACCUAAUGAAAGCUCACUACGCGGUUUGAGAAAGUUCAAAUUGCUGAGGGUGUUGGAUGUGGUGGAUACGGAUGCCUACUCCCUCCCUGCCUCUGUGUUUGAUCUCUUUCACUUGAGGUACCUUGCUUUCGGAUGUCCAAUGGAGGUUCCAUCAGCCAUAUCCAAACUUCGUUAUCUCCGAUCUUUGAUCAUCCGUCCCAGCAAGAGGUCAAAGAAAUACAAACACUCAAGGGAUGAGGUAUAUCUACCGUUAGAGAUCUGGAUGCUGCCACAUUUGACGCAUCUUGUAUCCUUUUUCGAUCUCUUGCCAGAUCCAGAAGGCGCAGCUUCUUCUUCUGCUCAGGAGAAGCUGCUCACACUUUCUGUGGUGAAGAGGCUGAUAUGUACAGAAGAGAUAAUGAAACUGAUUUGCAACGUGGAAAAGCUCUCAAUCACUUAUUUUGGAGACAUAUAUCAACAAGACUAUCAGCUCCAUAAUCUUGUUCUUCUGACACAACUUGAGAAGCUGACAUUAGUUGUGAAGAAAGGUUCUCUUCUUCAGUUAAAAGCUAAACCAGUUUUCCCCGAGAAACUAAGAGAGUUAACCUUGAGUGGUUGGCGAUUUCCUUGGGAAGAUAUGAAAGCUAUUGCAGCUCUACCCUAUCUCCAAGUGCUCAAAUUGAGAGAUCAUGCCUUUCGAGGACAUACGUGGAACUCUAUAGGAGAGAGCGAUGAAGUGUACGGUGAAGAGGAUGAUGAAGUGUAUGGUGAAAUACAUUUGUGUCAACGAUAUACAUGGAACACCCCAUAG
Molecule: messenger RNA, 2286 nt
Organism: Salvia hispanica
Lineage: Eukaryota; Viridiplantae; Streptophyta; Magnoliopsida; Lamiales; Lamiaceae
Product: putative late blight resistance protein homolog R1B-14
Biological process (GO): defense response to other organism
Molecular function (GO): ADP binding
Source: RefSeq, a predicted model, not a curated record